Mesorhabditis spiculigera is the source of this 1533-nucleotide messenger RNA. The record is from the annotation of a GenBank genome assembly. NCBI's taxonomy places the organism in Eukaryota, Metazoa, Nematoda, Chromadorea, Rhabditida, Rhabditidae.
AUGCACGAUCGUGGCGGAGAUUUGGAAGGCUUCGAAAGCCAAGUCGAAAAUUCAUGCCACGAUCGUGGCGGAGAUUUGGAAGGCUUCAAAUUCAUAAGCCAAGUCGAAAAUUCAUGCCACGAUCGUGGCGGAGAUUUGAAGGCUUGGAAAGCCAAGUCGAAAAUUCAUGCCACGAUCGUGGCGGAGAUUUGGAAGGCUUCGAAAGCCAAGUCUCAUAAGCCAAGUCGAAAAUUCAUGCCACGAUCGUGGCGGAGAUUUGGAAGGCUUCGGAAGCCAAGUCGAAAUUCGCCACGAUCGUGGCGGAGAUUUGGAAGGCUUGGAAAGCCAAGUCGAAAAUUCAUGCCACGAUCGUGGCGGAGCUUUGGAAGGCUUCGAAAGCCAAGUCUCACAAGCCAAGUCCAAAAUUCAUGCCACGAUCGUGGCGGAGCUUUGGAAGGCUUCGAAGGCCAAGUCGAAAUUCAUGCCACGAUCGUGGCGGAGAUUUGGAAGGCUUCGAAAGCCAAGUCGAAAAUUCAUGCCACGAUCGUGGCGGAGAUUUGGAAGGCUUCGAAAGCCAAGUCGAAAAUUCAUGCCACGAUCGUGGCGGAGAUUUGGAAGGCUUCCGAAAGCCAAGUCGAAAAUUCAUGCCACGAUCGUGGCGAGAUUUGGAAGGCUUCGGAGCCAAGUCGAAAAUUCAUGCCACGAUCGUGGCGGAGGUUUGGAAGGCUUGGAAGCCAGAGUCGAAAAUUCAUGCCACGAUCGUGGCGGAGAUUUGGAAGGCUUCGGAAGCCAAGUCGAAAAAUUCAUGCCACGAUCGUGGCGGAGAUUUGGAAGGCUUCGGAAGCCAAGUCAAGAAAAUUCAUGCCACGAUCGUGGCGGAGAUUUGGAAGGCUUGGAAAGCCAAGUCGAAAAUUCAUGCCACGAUCGUGGCGGGAGAUUUGGAAGGCUUCGAAAGCCAAGUCUCAUGAGCGCCAAAUUCAUGCCACGAUCGUGGCGGAGAUUUGGGAAGGCUUGGAAGCCAAGUCGAAAAUUCAUGCCACGAUCGUGGCGGAGAUUUGGAAGGCUUCGAAAGCCAAGUCUCAUAAGCCAAGUCGAAAAUUCAUGCCACGAUCGUGGCGGAGAUUUGAAGGCUUCGAAAGCCAAGUCGAAAAUUCAUGCCACGAUCGUGGCGGAGAUUUGGAAGGCUUCAGAGCAAGUCUCAAAAGCCAAGUCGAGGAUUCAUGCCACGAUCGUGGCGGAGAUUUGGAAGGCUUCGGAGCCAAGUCGAAAAUUCAUGCCACGAUCGUGGCGGAGAUUUGGAAGGCUUCGAAAGCCAAGUCUCAUAGGCCAGUCGAAAAUUUAUGCCACGAUCGUGGCGGAGAUUUGGAAGGCUUGGAAAGCCAAGUCGAAAAUUCAUGCCACGAUCGUUGGCGGGGAUUUGGAAGGCUUCAGCCAAGUCAUAGAAGUCGAAAAUUCAUGCCACGAUCGUGGCGGAGAUUUGGAAGGCUUGGAAAGCGCAAGUCGAAUUCAUGCCACGAUCGUGGCGGAGAUUUGGAAGGCUUCGAAAGCCAAGUC